AUUCAAAGAAGACAACUUUUAUCGUCAUCAAUUUUGCAUUACUUUUCUACGUCGUUAAAUGGUGGGAAAAAAUAACAAAUACAUUUUUUAAUUAGUAGAAAUAUGCAAUUUAACCACAAUAAAUUAUAAUCAAAUAAAUUACAAAACAAACAAAAGUUAUUUACGAUUUUCGAAAAGAAUAUUUAUGAUAUAGUGCAAAAAGAAAAUGUAAUAAAUAAAAAUUGUUUAUCUAUUGAAAAAGAUGAAAAAGUCAAUAAAAUAAAAACAAUUGAAGAGUACACCUAUAGCGGCACUCUUCGCACUUGUGUAAUGAGUUAAUCGUGUGCAAGUGAAAUAACCAGUGAGUGCGGGAGUACAGAAAAACUGGAAGAAGAAAAAAAUUUCUUUAGUGGCGUCCACUAACAAAUCAACGUUAAGAAAGUCAAAAAGCAAAAAAUAUCCUUAGAAGAUAAGAAAAUUUAAAAAAUUAGUGCACAAAAAUAUAAUUAAAUCGAAUUGGAAAAAAAUUAUAACAUUAUAAACGAUCUACAAUGGAUGUAUGAAUACACGAAUUAAAUAAAAAAAUAACUGUACUUGUAGUGUAAAGACAAGAAUUAAGAAAAAAUAAUAAAAAUAGACCAAAAAACCGCUAAACGUAAUAAUAUAAAAACGAAGCAACAACAAUACGUAUAGAAAAAUACAACAACUAAAAAUAAACUUCAUUCAGUUGAUGGACGACAGGAUAUAACAAGCUUUUACUACUAUACUGAACUGUGGUGUGUGUUUAAAUUGCGAACGUCUUUACGUUUGUAUUGUACUCUUCUGCUGAUCCAUGGAUUCUAAUGAAAAUUCUUCGGAUAAGGAAGACUCUUGUGGCUUAGGAAUGGAUGUGAAUACAAACGAAUCUCGGUUUAGUGAUAACAACCGUAAAGUGGGUGGCGGAGAAGUUGGCUCUAACAUGAAAUUACAAAUAAAUCAAGUGCCUGCAGUGAAUGACGAUGAAGAUGAAGACGGACAUACAGGCGAGGAGGAUGGAGAGGAAGAUGAUGAUUCUUUAGACAAUGAUGAGGGCGAUAUCGAGAUGAAAAUGUUAACAACUCCAGAAGUCAAUAAGAAUGCAGGCAUUCUACAAAGAGAAACAAGAAACCAUGCCACCCUUAACAAAUUCGCCACAGAUGAUAGCCACAAUUCAGCAAAGGCUAAAGCGACACAUUCUAGUAACGAAAUACCCUCCUCAAUACAAUCACCACCCAGUUUAACCUGUGACAUUGAUGAUAAGACACAAUCAUCGUGCAUAUCUUCUCCCCAUGCUUCCACACCCGGCUCCACACCUCCCUCAGCGACAGUUGUUACCACAGCCAUUGGUCACGAUCGCUCCACAGCAAACUCGUCUGCUAACACACCGCCCACAGAUACCAGUACGCCCAAACAUUCUCCAGAAUCUGUACCCCAAAGUCCAUCUUCACACAAUGCGCCAUCGUCUUUGGGUAAUAAUUGUAUUCAGCAGCCCAUUAAUGUGGUACGUAAUGGAACAAUACCGAAUGCAGGAAAACCAUUGCUGUCAACCAUGAGUAAAAAAUUGGAAAGAUCUGCAAAAACAACACGUACACGAAAACCAAGGUCAUCAGUGGCCAUGUACGAAAGUGAGAUAAGCGAAAAUAAGAUUGGAAUUAAAUUGUGCAUAAAAAAGUCAGAUAGUUCACUUAAUACGACAGCAGCGGCCAUGGCAGCCGUAGCCAGGGGUCUUAAUAAAUCGGGCACAUCAGCGGUAAGAAGUCGCAAAAGUUCAAGAACUGUUAAACAGCGUGUCAAACUAGAUGAAGAUGAAACCGAUGAAAUGGAUUAUGAACCUAAACGCAAAAAGGAACGAAAUACAAAAAGACAAACACCCUCAGCUACGGCCGUGACAACAAAUGACAAUGAUGAACCCAGAGAAGCAAUAGAACAGACCAUAUGGGGAUCACAAUUACCAGAACCAGUACUUUUCAAGAUUUUUCAACAUGUUGUGGAUAAAGAAGGUUGCCUUCCAACACUAUUUCGUUUGGGUAGGGUAUGCUCGCUGUGGCGUCGUGUUUCUUUGUCGCCCACCUUGUGGCGUACCAUGGAUUUGAGUACUUGGAUAAAGGAAAAAUAUCGUACAGAGCUUAAGUUAAAAUGGUUUGUGGACUUUCGCUGUAGUUGCUGUACCGAAUUAAAUGUUUCAAAUUGGAAGGUUUCUGAUAUCAAUUGUUUUUUGUUAAAACUAUCGGCAGGUGCACCAAAUUUAACCAGCAUCACAUUGUCGGGUUGGAAAGGUUUCACUUAUGAUCAUUUGGCGUAUCUGGUCGAAAAUAUGAAAAAACUCGAGCGUUUAGAUUUAAGUUCCGUAAACGUUGAAAUGAAUGCUAGUAAAAGUGCUGUGGGAGCACAAUCACUGUGCAAUGCUAUGCAAGUUAUGGGUGAACGUUUAACGCAUCUUUAUUUGGCGCACAAUCGUUUAGCUGGCAUACCACAAUUAGUCAAUGUUUUAUCGACUCAUUGCCCAAAUUUAGUACUUUUAGACUUAUCAAAUGUUACAACUCAAGCCACUUCUCAUGGCAUUUUACAUAUAGAAAAAUUACAGCAAGGCUGUCCAAAACUAAAAGUUUUGCGUAUAACAAAUUCUCAUAUAACCCUAAGUACAGCAGCGUUACAAGAAAUGAUGGAUUCACCUGGUUUCCCAGAAUUGGAAGAACUUUCCGUGGCUGUUACCGAUGAAUCGCGUGUUAUUGGCGAUGAACAUAUUCAACGUAUUUUGAAAUCAUCUUCGAAAUUAAAGUUAUUGGAUGUUCGUGGAUGCGCUCGUUUGACCCAUGAAAGUCUUAUACGUUUGCCUGCGUGGGAUAUCAAACAUUUAUUUUUAUCUGGCUGUUCAGUUACCAGAGAUAUGGGAUCUGGUCUUGAAUUAAUUGCUUCAAAGUGGGCUCAUAGUCUAAUUGAAUUGGAUCUCGCUUGGGCAAAUGUGCAACAUCCAUUGGAUAAUGCCCUACGUGCCUUGGCCGAUAAAGGCGCUGAGUCACGUUUAGCUCAUCUAAAUUUAUGUGGUUCGUCCGUGUCCGAAGACGCCGUUAAGGAGAUUUUAGCCAAUUGCCCUCUAAUGAGCACAAUUAAUUUGGCAUCUUGUCGUGGUUUGCCACGCGGCGUUAAACGUCAAAUGCAAGGACCCCAAGAACUUAAAGAAUUGCGAGAUGUUUUAAAAGUUCAAUUAAAAGUCAAAUUACCAGAAACUGUAACAGCAUCAACAACAACAACACAAACAGCAGCUCAAAAUAAAGCUACGUCGUCAUCUUCAACUGGACCAACAACAACGAGUGCAAAUACAAACGAUGGUGGUGGUGGAGGUGGUGGCGUUAGUCUAUAGUGUUUAUAUUAAAAAAAAAUAUUUACAUAAUUCAAAUGUAUUCUUUUUAUUUGUCCAAAUUAUUUUUAUUUUUGUUUCUCUUCUACACAGUAGCUAUAUUUGUAAUAGCUCUUUCUUUCCAUUCUCUCUUCCAUUACAAUUUCCAAAAUUUUAUAAAUACAUAUUUGUAUACAAAAAAGCUAUGUUUGUAUUAGCGUCCUUGUUUUUAGAUGGCUUUAAACAAAUUAAAAUUUUUCAAAAUUUUAUUUUUACUUUUUAAUAUUUUUUUUUUUAUUUGUUGAAUAUAUACAUAUGAUUAUUUUUUUUUUUGUUUAUUUUAAUAAAACCCUUUUUUUGUGUUGUAAUUUGUAUAUUAACAAUUUUAUUAAUACCAACAUAUACAUAUAUAAUACAUACACACACUUCUUCCCCUUAUCCACUCCAAAUAAUACAAGAUGAAACAAUUAAUAGUAAACCAACCUGUUUAUAGCAAUAUUUUAAAUUUGAAAAAUUUAAAAUUUACAACUACAACAUUUUAAUAAAUACCACAACAACAACAAAACAAAAUCUUAUCUAAGAUAAUUAAUAUUUAAACUUUAAGCAAAAUUAUACGUAUUUUCUUUCUAUUUAGUUUAUCAUAUGUGCAAACGGUUUUUAUCUACAUAUAUUUUCUUUUUAAUUUUAAUUAAUUAAAAAAAUAAAAUAAACUCUUUUCACAGUCUUUAACUAACGUAAAAAACAAAAAAACAUACAUGAAAAUAAAAACAAUGUAAUUUAUAAGAAAAUUAUAUUUUGUUGCAUUAAAAAAUCGAAAAAAAAAUAA
Molecule: messenger RNA, 4160 nt
Organism: Calliphora vicina (urban bluebottle blowfly)
Lineage: Eukaryota; Metazoa; Arthropoda; Insecta; Diptera; Calliphoridae
Gene: Fbl6
Product: F-box and leucine-rich repeat protein 6
Exons: 9
Coding region: 812-3358 (848 amino acids)
Cellular component (GO): SCF ubiquitin ligase complex
Molecular function (GO): protein binding
Source: RefSeq, a predicted model, not a curated record